GGCCAACAAGAAGAAGAGUAUAGUUAAAAAAGGAGGGAAAAUGCAAAACCCCUUAUUAAACCCUAAUUCACUCUCAAAAUCUUCCUUUCUCCACAAAUAGUCAAAAAGCCACACCCAUAAGCUUGUCGAAAAGUUGCCGAAUGAUGAUAUAGCAGCAAAAUAGCUAUUUUUGGAAUUAUCAAAUCAUCAGUAAACUGUGAAAGGGUUUUGAUUGUAAGGAAAAAGCCUUUUCACAGAGUAGUCUCAAUGGCGAGGCUUCUUCGUACUGCCACUUCUCUCAGAACAUAUCUUUCGCCCCAACCGCAAUGUUUGAGAAGAAGCUUAUUUGGGGCAUUGGAUCAGCUAUGCUACUUUUCUUCUCGAGGUAAGAAAAAAUCAAACUCAGACGGCAGUGAUUCAGGUGAAGAGAAUUUGUCCAAGAAAGACUUGGCUUUGAAACAAGCAUUAGAUCAGAUCACUACAUCAUUUGGAAAGGGAUCUAUCAUGUGGCUUGGUCGCACGGUGUCCCCAAAACAAGUUCCCGUGGUGUCUACUGGAUCAUUUUCUUUGGAUACUGCCCUUGGGAUAGGGGGGCUUCCUAAGGGACGUGUAAUAGAGAUAUAUGGCCCAGAGGCUUCAGGAAAAACAACUCUUGCUCUGCAUGUAAUUGCUGAGGCACAGAGACAGGGAGGUUAUUGUUGCUUCGUUGAUGCUGAGCAUGCUCUUAAUCCGGCAUUGGCUGAGACCAUUGGAGUAAAUACUGAAAACUUACUUCUGUCUCAACCAGAUUGUGGUGAGCAAGCUCUUAGUCUGGUGGAUACAAUUAUAAGGAGUGGUUCGGUUGAUGUUGUUGUUGUGGACAGUGUGGCUGCCCUUGUCCCGAAAGGUGAGCUUGAAGGUGAGAUGGGAGAUGCUCAUAUGGCAAUGCAAGCUAGACUGAUGAGUCAAGCACUCCGCAAGCUGAGUCAUUCUUUAUCACUAUCACAGACCAUUUUAAUCUUCAUAAAUCAGGUCAGGUCAAAGCUAUCAACUUUUGGGGGAUUUGGAGGUCCUACUGAAGUUACUUGUGGUGGUAAUGCCUUGAAGUUCUAUGCUUCUGUGCGUCUAAACAUAAAGCGAAUUGGGCUCGUCAAGAAGGGGGAAGAGACCAUAGGAAGUCAAGUUCUUGUCAAGAUUGUAAAGAACAAACAUGCUCCUCCAUUUAGAACUGCAGAGUUUGAGCUUGAGUUUGGUAAGGGAAUUUCCCGUGAAGCUGAACUCAUUGACUUGGGAGUCAAACAUAAGCUCAUCACAAAGGGUGGUGGUGGUUAUUACAGUAUCAACAAUCAGAGCCUUCGUGGUAGAGAUGCUGUAAAACAUUUCCUAGCUGAGAAUGAUAGCGUAAGGGAAGAUCUUAUGAUGAAACUUAGAGAAAAGCUUUGGGACCAUGGGGACAAAGAAAAGGGUUCUGAUGUGGAGUCUAUACAUGUAGACCCUGUCGAGGAGGCUGUUUUGAACGAUACAACUGAUGAAGAUGCUGCAACUGCAGUUGAGGCAUAAAGGUUCGUCAAAUGAAACUGCUGGCUUCCUGUCCAUAUCAGUAUGCUGGUUGAGUCAUGGGCAAAAAUUGGUAUUUGUGGAGCAUCCUUGGUUUAUCAUCAUUUGUAAUCUGCUCUUGUACUUAAUGAAGUAUCCAAACCAUGGCUUUGUAAGUUUUGUCCACAUGUAAUUCUGAUCGCGUAGUUCAUGGAAACUACUUAAUUAGAGAAAGUGAGGGGCCAGAGCCUAGUUCAAUUUUUUCAAAUAACCUCAAUUGCGGUUAUCAGUUGGUCACCUUCCAAUGUAUGCUAAAAUUCUCUUGUACAUAACAGUGAUUAUUCAGAGAGAAUCUGUAUCCAAACUUUAUGUUAGUAAAGCUAAGCUUUUUGUGAUUGAA
Molecule: messenger RNA, 1894 nt
Organism: Nicotiana tabacum (common tobacco)
Lineage: Eukaryota; Viridiplantae; Streptophyta; Magnoliopsida; Solanales; Solanaceae
Product: DNA repair protein recA homolog 3, mitochondrial
Biological process (GO): DNA repair
Molecular function (GO): single-stranded DNA binding; ATP binding; ATP-dependent DNA damage sensor activity
Source: RefSeq, a predicted model, not a curated record